AAAUGAUUCCGUAAAGGAGUGCCGUAAAAUGAUUCCGCGGUUUGCGGCUCCGGUUGUCUUUGCGACUCGGCAAGAUGGCGGACAUGGCGGAUUUAUUUGGCAGCGACGCGGACAGCGAACCCGACCAGAAAGAUUUUGACUCGGGAUCUGGAUCAGGCUCUGACUCAGAGCAGGAACAAGCAGCAUCAGAAAGCAAUCCUUCAGGGAGUGAGAGUGAAAGGGAAGAUGGGAAUGAAGAUGAAAAUGGGAGAGAGGCUACAAAGCCUAGCAAUAAAGAGUUAUUUGGAGAGGACAGUGAGGAUGAAGUGCACUCAAGACACAGUGGAAGUGAUGACAGAUCUGAUAACCAGUCCAUAGCUUCAGGACACUCUGAUCAAGAUGUCCAGCAUUCAGAGACAGAGCAGCAAAGUGGCUCUGAAGAACAACAGUUUGACAAUGAAGAUGACGACAAUCGCUCUGAUGCAGGCAGCAUGCAUUCCGAUGCAGGCAGUGUGGGUUCUGAUGUUGGCAGUGCACACUCUGAUGUUGGCAGUGUGCACUCUGAUGCUGGCAGUGUGCACUCUGAUGCUGGCAGUGCGCACUCUGAUGCUGGCAGUGCGCACUCUGAUGCUGGCAGUGCGCACUCUGAUGCUGGCAGUGCGCACUCUGAUGCUGGCAGUGCGCACUCUGAUGCUGGCAGUGCACACUCUGAUGCUGCCAGUGCGCACUCUGAUGCUGCCAGUGCGCACUCUGAUGCUGCCAGUGCGCACUCUGAUGCUGCCAGUGUGCACUCUGAUGCUGGCAGUACCUGUUCCGAUGCUGGCAGCAUCCAGUCUGAUGCUGGCAGCAUGCGAUCCCACUCCGAAGCUGGCAACGUCCAUUCAGAUGCCGGCAGCGCCCAUUCCCGGUCUGAUGUCGCCAGUAAUCAUUCCCACUCUGAUGCUGCCAGUAACCAAUCAGAUGCCGAGGCUUCUGGAAAGGAGAUGCACUCUGAGAAUGAGAAAUGGGAGAGAGAGUCCAGAAGUGACCAGUCAGAUGAAGAGGAAAAACUGCAUCGUUCAGACGAGGAACAGCACCUUUCAGAUGAUGAGCAGGAACAUAAAUCAGUUUCUGCAAGAGGCAGUGACAGUGAAGAUGAAGUAAUUAGACAAAAACCAAAGAAAAUAAUUGCUUCAGAUUCUGAUUCUGACAGUGAUGCAAAAGAUAAAGAUAAAAUAGAAGGAGAUGAUCUUUUUGGGGGCGCAGAUGACAUUUCAUCUGACAGCGAAGGUGAGAAGCCUCCCACUCCAGGCCAACCUGUAGAUGAGUACGGCAUGGAUCAGGAACAUCAAGAAGAAGAACCAAUCCCAGAAACACGGAUAGAAGUAGAGAUUCCUAAAGUGAACACCGAUUUGGGAAAUGACUUGUAUUUUGUUAAACUACCUAACUUUCUUAGCGUGGAGCCCAGGCCAUUUGAUCCCCAAUACUAUGAAGAUGAAUUUGAAGAUGAGGAAAUGUUGGAUGAAGAAGGGAGAACAAGACUUAAACUAAAGGUUGAAAACACAAUUCGCUGGCGAGCACAUAAAGAUGAAGAGGGAAAUGAAACUCGUGAAAGUAAUGCUCGAAUAGUAAAAUGGUCAGAUGGAAGUAUGUCCUUACAUCUCGGAAAUGAAGUUUUUGAUGUCUACAAGGCUCCGCUUCAAGGGGAUCAUAACCAUCUGUUUAUUAGGCAGGGAACUGGUUUGCAAGGUCAGGCAGUCUUCAAAACCAAGCUUACCUUCAGGCCUCAUUCCACAGACAGUGCUACCCACAGGAAGAUGACCCUGUCUCUGGCAGAUAGGUGUUCAAAAACACAAAAGAUUCGAAUACUUCCCAUGGCUGGCAGAGACCCUGAAUCCCAGCGUUCUGAAAUGAUAAAGAAAGAGGAGGAGCGCCUUAAGGCUUCUAUUCGAAGAGAGUCUCAGCAACGCAGAAUGAGAGAGAAGCAGAGUCAGCGAGGUCUUAGCUCCUCCUACCUGGAACCUGACCGGUAUGACGAGGAGGAAGAAGGUGAUGAGACCAUUAGCCUCGCAGCCAUCAAGAACAAGUACAAGGGAGGAGUUAGAGAGGAGCGUGCUCGGAUAUAUUCCUCAGAUAGUGACGAGGGGUCUGAUGAUGACAAAGCACAGAGGCUCCUGAAAGCCAAGAAGCUUGACAGUGAUGAGGAAGCUGAACAUUCUGGAAAGAGAAAAGCGGAGAAUGAUGAUAAAGGUACCAGCAAAAGGGCAAAGAAGUAUGUGAUUAGUGAUGAAGAGGAAGAUGAUGUGUAAGCUCUCCUAAGUGGACCAGAUGACUUGUAUCGUCUGACAUUAAAUUGUACAGUUAUUUUGUAAGUAGCUAUGUUGUCUGAUUUUUGGAAAAUUUUGGUAGUCAUUUGUAACUUGGUGGUUCAAAAAGAUUCAAAAAUUAAACUUUUUUUUUAAAAGGUG
This is a messenger RNA of Carcharodon carcharias (great white shark), 2426 nucleotides long. It is a transcript of the gene leo1, whose product is annotated as LEO1 homolog, Paf1/RNA polymerase II complex component. The transcript has 12 exons. Gene Ontology annotation, cellular component: nucleus; Cdc73/Paf1 complex. Gene Ontology annotation, molecular function: RNA polymerase II C-terminal domain phosphoserine binding. NCBI's taxonomy places the organism in Eukaryota, Metazoa, Chordata, Chondrichthyes, Lamniformes, Lamnidae. Bases 75 to 2267 code for a protein of 730 amino acids. Gene Ontology annotation, biological process: positive regulation of transcription elongation by RNA polymerase II; transcription elongation by RNA polymerase II. The record is from RefSeq and is a predicted model, not a curated record.